AUGAACGGCGCCGCGGAUGGGUCAUGCGUGCUGCAGUUCGACGCGGCGACGGUGACGGAGUUCCUGCGGCUGCAGCGCGUGCUGAUGCGGCAGGACGCGAGCCGCGCCACGAACGCCGACACGCUGUCGUGGCUGUUCGACGCCGCCAAGGCGCGAAUCGACGAGCUGGCGUGGCGGGACGGCACGAAUGAGACCUCAAAGGGCGUCUUAACGAAUGACGACGGAUAUUCCCAGCCUACCGCCCUGGCAUUCAGCCAGCAGCACCCCGAGUGGAGCAGGAGCGUGCUCUACCUCCUCCGGUGGCCACACCACCAGCUAUCCCUCUCCUUCACCGCCCCUCCCCACCUGCUCUCCCUCGGGCCCCACAUCGCAUGCUCCCACCACAUCCUCUCCUCCCUCUCCCUCAAACUUCGACGCAUGGUAGACGGAGACGAGGAGCAGGAGCAGGAGCACGCACAGCAGCACUGGUCCCUUGCUUUCCUCAAAGACUGCUCGCAGCUGCAGCGGCUGAAGCUGGGCCGCGGCAGGUGGGAUUUCACCAGCCAAUGCGCCGACGCCACGUGGACGAAAUCCCUCCGCUGCCUCACCAUCAAGCACGUGGAUUGGACCAGCCUGGACCUCGAAUUCCUCAAGCAAAUCACCCCGCAGCUGCUAGAAUUCACGCUCUACGAGCCUGAGCCCUGCAGCCGCCUCGCACACGGCCCCCACGGGGCCCAUUAUGGCGGCUACCACUGCCUCUCCUUCUCUUUCUACGUUGCUCGCCUCCUCCGCUUCCGCUUCCCCCACUGCGACCUCAAGCCCACGCUCACCGUCUCCCCACGCUCACCGUCUCCCCACGCUCACCGUCUCCCCCACGCUCACCGUCUCCCCCACGCUCACCGUCUCCCCCACGCUCACCGUCUCCCCCACACUCACCGUCUCCCCCACGCUCACCGUCUCCCCCACCCUCACCGUCUCCCCCACCCUCACCGUCUCCCCCACCCUAUCUUCCCCUCCCUGGCGCUUUUCUGUGUUAUCGAUCGCUCAUAUUAUUGGGAGAGGAAGGGGAUGAGGGUGAUGGGCGGGCCUGUGGUGCACGUGAGGCAGGAGAAGAGUGGCGUGCUAAGGUGUCGCUUUGAUGCGAAGAAACGGGCGAAGAAUGUGAGGGAGAAGAUGCACAGUGUGAAUGGGGGGCUGGUGGAGGGAUACAAUGGGGAGGAGGACGAACGGCAUAUCCUGAAUCUCGCAACAGCCCAGCCCCCCCCUUCCUUCUCGCGUCCCUCCACCCAACCUGAUCCCUCGCAGCACCUCAAUGCCACGUGCAUGCCCCUCAACAGCCACACGCCUGUCAGCUAG
Molecule: messenger RNA, 1335 nt
Organism: Closterium sp. NIES-65
Lineage: Eukaryota; Viridiplantae; Streptophyta; Zygnematophyceae; Desmidiales; Closteriaceae
Source: the annotation of a GenBank genome assembly